Messenger RNA from Penicillium verhagenii, 2250 nucleotides. RefSeq names its product putative AAA family ATPase GCN20. The transcript has 8 exons. The coding region runs from base 1 to 2250 and encodes 749 amino acids. The record is from RefSeq and is a predicted model, not a curated record. Lineage: Eukaryota; Fungi; Ascomycota; Eurotiomycetes; Eurotiales; Aspergillaceae. Gene Ontology annotation, molecular function: ATP binding; ATP hydrolysis activity.
AUGGAGGCAGAACUUCAGGCUAAAAUCGCUGGCUUGGACCAUGUCAUUUCCGAAUACUCUGUGGGUUAUUUGACGCAUGCUUCCAACCUCUAUGUCGAAGAUGCCAACACCCAGUCGCCCCUAACAGAAGCCGCGGAAACAGUGACGGAACUGUUGAUCUCUGCCUCAGGAGACUUCUCUGCGCAGAAUCGUGAUGCAAUUGUCAAUCUGGUGGAAAAAUUCAUUACAUCCCUGAGCACCUCCAAUGGCGAUUCAGAGCGCCCGCAGAUGCCCUUUGCGGCCAGGAGGCUUGAUCAGACCAUCAAUGUUGGCUCGCAACGGAACAUGUCUUCCACACUAGGCUUGACUGGCACCAACGUGGAUUUGGAGUCCGCUAAUGCCCGAAAAGUGGAGUCCCGAGUGGAUAAGAAGAAGCUGGAGAAGGCAGAGCGCAAGAUCAGAGCAAAGCAGGAAAAGAAACAAAUGAAGACAGUUACCUACGAGGCUUCGCGCCUGAUCCAGCCAGAUGAAACUAUGACGUAUGAAGAAUUCUUCAUGGCGGUCAACCCACUUCAGAUGGGCGCGGACUCCCAAUCCAAGAGUAAGGAUAUCAAACUGGACAACCUCGAUAUCUCUAUCGGUGGUCUGCGCAUCCUGACAGAUGCCGAUCUGACUCUUGCCUUUGGCCGACGAUAUGGUCUGGUUGGUCAAAACGGUAUCGGAAAGUCUACCCUGUUGCGAGCCCUUAGUCGCAGAGAAGUCGCCGUUCCAAGCCAUAUCUCGAUUCUCCACGUUGAACAAGAGAUCAUGGGUGACGAUACCCCGGCACUACAGGCAGUUUUGGACGCCGACGUGUGGCGCAAACAUCUCCUCGGCGAACAAGAGAAAAUCUCGAAACAACUGGCUGCUAUCGAAGAGGAACGAUCCUCCCUGGCAGACACAUCCAAGGAUGCUGCUCGCUUAGAUCAGGAACGAGAGGGCCUGGAUAUCACAUUAAGCGACAUUUACUCCAAACUUUCCGAGAUGGAAUCAGACAAGGCGGAGUCUCGAGCGGCUAGUAUUUUAGCUGGUCUUGGCUUCUCUCAAGAGAGGCAGCAGUAUGCAACCAAGACAUUUUCUGGAGGUUGGAGAAUGCGUCUUGCAUUGGCUCGAGCCCUGUUCUGCGAACCUGAUCUAUUGCUUCUUGACGAACCGUCGAACAUGUUGGAUGUUCCGUCUAUCACUUUCUUGUCUAACUACCUUCAGGGAUACCCUAGUACAGUACUGGUUGUUUCUCACGACAGAGCCUUCUUGAACGAAGUUGCCACAGAUAUUGUUCAUCAGCACUCAGAGAGAUUGGAUUACUACAAAGGCGCUAACUUUGAAUCGUUCUACGCGACGAAGGAAGAGCGAAGGAAGAAUGCCAAGCGCGAAUAUGAGAAGCAAAUGGCCGAGCGAGCACACUUGCAAGCCUUCAUUGACAAGUUCCGAUACAACGCCGCCAAAUCCUCAGAGGCUCAGUCCAGAAUCAAGAAACUUGAACGUAUGCCAGCUCUGGAAGCGCCAGAGAGCGAAUACGUCGUGCACUUCCAAUUCCCCGAGGUUGAGAAACUUUCGCCUCCUAUUGUUCAAAUGUCGGAUGUUUGCUUCGGCUACACGCCAGAAAGACCUCUCCUCAGGGAUGUGGAACUUGAUGUUCAGCUAGAUUCGCGUAUCGGAAUUGUUGGACCGAACGGUGCUGGUAAGACCACAGUGCUCAAACUGCUCACCAAUCAACUCCAGGCGACCAAGGGAUUGAUCUCUACACACUCGAGACUGCGCAUCGGAUUCUUUGCUCAACAUCACGUUGAUGCUCUCGACAUGAACUCCAGUGCUGUGAGCUUCAUGGCAAAGACAUAUCCCGGAAAGUCCGACGAGGAGUACCGAAGACACCUGGGCGCCUUUGGUAUCACCGGUAUGACUGGUCUUCAGCGAAUGGAACUUUUGUCUGGAGGUCAGAAGUCUCGUGUGGCCUUUGCAUGCCUGUCUUUGACUAAUCCUCAUAUCCUUGUUCUUGACGAGCCUUCCAAUCACUUGGAUAUCGAAGGUAUGGAUGCGCUUUCUGAUGCGCUCCAGCGGUUUGAGGGUGGUGUGGUCAUGGUUUCCCACGACGUGACGAUGUUGCAGAAUGUCUGUAAGAGUCUUUGGGUCUGUAACGAGGGAACUGUUCACAAGUUCGACGGUGAUGUGAAGGCAUACAAGAAGAUGAUUACCGCACAAGCUGAUGCAGCUGGUGUUGUAGCUAAGCAUUAA